Aspergillus chevalieri is the source of this 774-nucleotide messenger RNA. RefSeq names its product putative extracellular SCP domain protein Pry1. The record is from RefSeq and is a predicted model, not a curated record. NCBI's taxonomy places the organism in Eukaryota, Fungi, Ascomycota, Eurotiomycetes, Eurotiales, Aspergillaceae. Gene Ontology annotation, cellular component: extracellular region. Bases 1 to 774 code for a protein of 257 amino acids. The transcript has 2 exons.
AUGAUCUCCAUAUUCAGCAUAUCUAACUGUAUACGGAUACUCUGGCUCAGUCUACUCUUCAUCACACUCACCCAAGCGCAAGAGCAGGAGACCGUCACACUCGUCACAGUCACCGAGACGCAAUCAUCACCCACCCCAGCAUCUUACACCUCUCUCAGUGUAUUCAAAGACACCGUCCUAUCCAUCAGCAACGACUACCGCCGCGAACACGACGCCUGCACAUUAACAUGGAACGACACCCUAGCCGACUACUCCCGUAACUGGGCCAAGCAGUGCAAAUGGAAGCAUUCCAAAGGCCCCUACGGUGAAAAUCUUUCUUUUGGCUACCCCAAUGCGUCGUCCGCCAUCGCAGUCUGGGGCGAAGAACGCAAAAUGUACAACUUCAAACUGCCCACCGGUUUCUCGGAGGAAACGGGGCAUUUCACGCAGUUAGUCUGGAAAGCUACGACGCAGGUUGGCUGUGCGGCGGUGGAUUGCGGGUAUGAUGAUGAUGCGCAGGAUAAAGAGACGGGGAAUUUCGAGAAGGCGUUGGGGUGGUAUGUUGUUUGCGAGUAUGCGCCGGCGGGGAAUGUCAUGGGGAAGAACAAGAAGUGGUUCAAGAUGAAUGUGGUGCCGGAGAGGGCGAAGGUUGGCGGUAGUGGUGGGGGGACGGGGUCUGGUGGGCAUGAAGAUGAUGGUGAUGAAGAUGAAGAUAAUGCGGCUGUUGGACGAAGGUAUAUAGGGAAGGCUGGGCUUUGGUUGGCUAUGGUUCAUGGUGUUUUCUUCAUGUUAUAA